AUGAUAUUUACUUACACUAGUACUAGUGUAUCAAUAGGGUUCACAAGUCAGAGGGGUUCGUCAAUAGAAUUCCCCGUAUCUUCGAUCUUCCACAUGAGACUGGUUUGUUUGACAGGAGUUGAUGUGCGCCUUGGCAUCGCCAACUGUUGCCUCAUUUGGUUACCAUCCGGAAGGUCCAUGCCUGAUUCGGAGACGACUAUACCAGCUGGACCAGAUGGGACAGAGUGGCGUCAGCAGUCGUUGCUUCGAAAGGGGAGUAGUGCGACAGUGCCGGCUGCGACCGUGUCAUCCAACCUCGGGAACCUUGUAGCCAGCGAGGACGGAAUACCAUCCCAAACAGAAAGCACCCGUCUUCACCCAUCUGAUGGAGCCAAUUCUUACGGGACACUACCCGCGCGCCGUCGCUUCAAGGCAUCUGGUGCUCGCAGGAACCUGUCCCAACUGUCUAUCCUAAACCAUCUGCACCGGGCUCGGUCCAACUCACUCACAAGCAGCCCACCAUACUCUGCUGCCAGCGGAUUCCGCGAUCUCUCGUUCGCACGACUAAGCAGUGCACGGCCGAUAUCAGCCUAUGAUGAACCUCUCCGCCCAAAUGACGGUGAUGCAGGUGACGCCGAUGCCAAGGUGAAUGGCAUUCGGGUCUGGUAUUCGUCUUACACCUCCAUCGACUGGCUCCACGACGCCAUAAAAGACUCCGUCCGCUUCGCAAGACUCAGGAGAAGGCGCAAGUCCAUCCGAUCGCGUUUACGAUUGGUGUUCGACAAGAGCCUUGGCUGGAUUAUCGUGACCAUCGUCGGCUUUCUCACAGCCGUCAUCGCAUUCUUCGUCGUUCGCAGCGAGCAGCUGCUAUUCGACUUAAAGGAGGGAUAUUGCAACACUUCGUGGUUGAAAGCAAAGCGCUUCUGCUGCCCUCUUUACGAGGAUGGAGAACUGUCGCGACUUCUAUUGGAAGAGUCAUGCUCUGCAUGGAAACCGUGGUCCGAUGUUCUAUCACCAAAUGAAGGAGAAGAAGAGUCCCAUCUCAUCCAAUAUAUCUCCUACACUUGCAUAGCUCUGUUUCUCUCUUUACUAUCAUGCCUUCUAACUCUCUACCUCACAAAUUCUACGACUUUCGUCACUCGCAAGGAAGUUGGAAAUAUGUCACCAACAUUCGACCAAGAUACCAAAAGACAGAAGGUUCAGGCCGAGCCUAAGCGCAAGGUGAUGUACUACGCUGCCGGCAGUGGAAUUCCAGAGAUCAAGACCAUCCUUUCUGGCUUUGUGAUCCACGGCUAUCUCGGGGGGAGGACACUGUUUACGAAGUCCGUUGGCCUUGCACUUUCUGUCGCAUCAGGUUUGUCGCUCGGUAAAGAAGGGCCCUUUGUUCACAUUGCAAGCUGUGUUGGUAACAUUGUGAGCCGCAUCACCCCAAAAUAUGAGAAUAAUGAAGCCAAACGUCGUGAGAUCCUGAGUGCUGCUUGUGCAGCCGGAGUUGCUGUGGCCUUUGGGGCUCCUAUCGGUGGAACAUUAUUCAGCUUGGAGGAAGUGUCGUACUUCUUCCCACCCAAGGUUAUGUGGAGAAGUUUCUUCUGCGCGAUGAUCGCUGCAAUUACCCUCAAAAUGCUCGACCCAUUCGGUACAGGGAAACUAGUUUUAUUCCAAGUGACUUACGAUACGGAUUGGCAUGCUUGGGAAUUGUUCCCCUUUGUCAUUCUGGGUGUUUUGGGGGGUAUUUAUGGUGCCUAUUUCUCGAAGCUUAAUUACCGUUGGAGCAAGCACGUUCGCAACAAGACAUUCCUGGGUGCGCAUCCUGUUCUAGAAGUACUCUUUAUCACGUUGUUGACCUCCAUCCUUUGCUUCCUCAAUCCUUAUACAAGGAUGGGUGGCACUGAGCUUAUCUACAACCUCUUCGCAGAAUGUCGACCUGAGACGGGUAAUACUCAUUCGGGCCUCUGCAUUGUGGAUCCCAGUUCGGCUGCGGCUGUGUGGCCAGUGGUCAGGUCGAUCCUUGUAGCCUUAAUCGUGAAGGGUGGUUUGACGGUCGUUACGUUCGGCAUUAAACUACCGGCGGGAAUUUUCAUCCCCACUCUCGGUGUCGGCGCUUGCGCUGGGCGUAUCGUGGGAGUUGCGAUGCAAUGGCUUCAGUUAAAUUACCCCAAUUUUGGACCGUUCAACGACUGUGGAGGAAAUUGCAUAGUCCCUGGGCUGUAUGCCAUGGUUGGAGCAGCUGCUACUCUUUCUGGGGUCACGCGCACAACCGUUUCAUUGGCUGUUAUCAUGUUUGAGCUCACGGAUACCUUGACUUAUGCCGUCCCGGUCAUGCUUUCGGUCCUCGUUGCCAAAACGAUCGCAGAUGCUCUAGAGCCUAAAGGCAUCUACGACCUUGUCAUCGAGCUUAACCAGCUGCCAUAUCUGGAUACCAAGCAUGAGUAUCUGUGGGGUAACCUCCAAAUGAACGACGUGGUUGCCAAGGACGUAGAGGUUAUCAGGCUUGAUGAAAAUAACACCGUCAAGAGUCUCCGUGCUAAACUCGACACCUUGAUUUCAUCUGGCGCUGAUGACAGUGGGUUCCCGAUUCUACGAAGAGACUCCAAUGAUGAGGGCAUGCGCAUGGUUGGAUAUAUUGGUUCCAAUGAGCUUGAACAUGCAUUGAAUCAAAUACCUUUCGACGCGGAAGAGGAGAUCCAUUUCCAUACAACUUAUGGCCACCAACUGGGGUCCGCUUCGAUCACGUCGUUGCAAGAUCCUGGCCAAAUUGCAGCAGGGGAUGAUCCAUUCGAUUUCACACCUUACAUGGACCAGGCCCCACUCACGAUGGCAAACAACUCGCCUCUGGAGCUUGUCCAUCAGGUCUUUGUUAAACUUGGAGUCAGAUACAUCAUUGUUACAGAUACCGAUGGAUUGUAUGAAGGGGUGAUCGAUAAAAAGACUUGGCUCGGAUUCCUCAGCGAUUUGGAAGAGCGCUCAUAA
This is a messenger RNA of Cyclocybe aegerita, 2949 nucleotides long. The record is from the annotation of a GenBank genome assembly. Lineage: Eukaryota; Fungi; Basidiomycota; Agaricomycetes; Agaricales; Hemipholiotaceae.